UAGAAAACAUUCACUUACAUUUGGUUGCAAGGAUAGCACAAAUAAAGAUUAGUGCUAGAAUGCAGGAAACUUUUAAUAGCUGACGAGCAAAUUUAAAAACGUUCCGGGUUAACCCAAUGCAAGGGUCUAAAUUUAUAUUGCAUAAAUGAAUUCAAGGAAUGCAGCAUGACUACAAGAUUCAGCUUUUCUUUUCGCCCUUGCAAACUAAAGUAUCUGAACCAAGAAAGCAAUUUCUCGAUGAGCUCGAGAAAUUAUUUAACUCUGAAGACGAUUAUUUCAAUUAUAGUCUAGGCUACAAUAGUGGUUUUAAUGUUGAAAAUAAUAAUGUGCAUAUUGACAGAGAUAAAUAUUUGCCUGUUCUGCUGAGAUUGUCGUUAGAAUGUCCUUUUCAGGAUGUCCGUGAAUCAUCUAGUCGUAUAUUGAAAAAACUAGAAAGUCAGGGAAUAAGAAUACCACGUUGUAAAUAUAAUGGUCCGUCAAAGUUUAUUUCUGAAACAGAUUGUGUGCCAACUAACACAAAUGAUGAGAAAAUCAAGAAUCUUUUUAUUGAUGCCUACAUUGUAACUGGGAGAAUUUCACAUGUUAAACAGCUCCUUGCUUACCAUACAGAUUAUUUGACUUGUUUUUUUCAAUUUGAAACCCAUCUAAUGAAUUAUGAUGGACCACUGCCUCUUGAUUGGCGUUAUUUUAUAGGGAUUAUGGGUGCAUCUCGACAUCAAUGUUCAUCAUUAAUUGAAGGAUGCGAGCAGAUGUUUUUAAUGAAUCAUGGUGAUCCAAGUUGGCUUAAUGGAUUAUCUAAUGUGCCACAAAAAUUGAAAAAUCUCAAUAAGUUAAAUGUAAUACUUGCUCAUCAGCCAUGGCUUAUUAAUGAAAAUGUUAUGGAGAUCUUAUUAAAUAAUCAAGUUUCAGAAGAUAAUUGGUCAAAGUCUGAACUUGCUCAAGCAAUUGUUAUAUUAGUUCAUUUCCAAACAUUAUCUGGAUUUGUGUAUGGAUGUGGUGUUGCUCCAGAAAUUGAUAUGCACAAUGGAAGUACACUUCGAAGUAUGUCUGUAAGUGAAACUAGUUCUGGGACUGAAACCAUUACGCCAACAAAAUUAAAAGCUAACUCAUUUACAUAUGAUGGUGGAAGUACUGCUGCGUUGUUGCAGAAGAUUCAAAGUGUGAUAGAUGAACAAAUUAGUUCUUCUCAAAGUGAAGAAGAUGAACAACAAGAAAAACUCAGACAAUUCAAAGAAGUUGAAACCAAGGAAUUUGAUGAAGACACUUAUGAUGUUGUUAAAGAAUCAUCAAACAGUUUUCAUAAAAGGUAUUGUGAUGACAGUACUUACCAAGAAUUUGCAAAGCGUGAUAAAAGUAUUGAAGUUUUCCGAGCACAUGAUUACAGUUGGGAUGAGCAUGGAUUUUCAUUCAUUAAUCGAUUAUAUCCAGAAUUUGGUGAUCUGCUUGACAAGAAGUUCUCUUGUGCUCAUAACCUGACAUACAGAACUAUGGGUGAUCAUAUAACUAACGUGGAUACUUCAAAGUUUCGUCUUGCAACUUGGAACUAUAUACACUUGUUAUAUGGAAUAUUUCAUGAUGAUUAUGUUUACAAUGAGGUUAACACAUUGCUUGAGAAGUCUUACAAAACAUACAUCAAAAAAGUAGCAUGUUUUCCAGAACAAAUUACUUUUUUGGAUUACUGGGAAUGUUAUACUGAUAUGCUGGCAUCUGAAAAGAUACAUAUCAACUUACUUGUAAUGGAGUCACGUAUGCAAGCUGUUUUGCUAUACGCAUUUCGCUAUCUAACGACGUAUAUGAAGUGAUAUUUUGUCAUGAGUUGACGUCACUUCGCGUUAUUCAUGUUGUACAUGAAUGGUGUGUUGAAAUCACGCAUGCGCAUUAUAAUUCUUUUCAUUUUUUGUAAACAAUACUUUUAUAUAUAAAUAUAUAAACAAAAAAUAAAUAAUCAGAAUAAAGAUGAUAAUUUAUUAAAGAGAAAAGUUAGUUUUUGCGUUGAUUAAAAUUUUAUUUUAAAAAAAUCUUAUUUUUCUUGUAAAGAAAUAGUUUUUUUUAACCAAAAGCUCCGCAAUUUAAUAAUCUCAUUGAAAUUAAGUCAUUAGUAAAAAUGUUUUUUAUUGUCCUUCGUUCAUUUGUCCGCUAUUGUUUUGUGUCAGCCUGUUGUUCAUUGAUCAAACUAUUGAUUAACUUUGACGUAAUUUUCGUAUGAACUUACCUUUAUCGAGAAUUUUUGUGUACUUAAAGAGUAAAAUUAUUUUAAUAAUGUGAAUUUUUUUAAUCAGAAUUGAUUUAUAAUAUUAUUUUUUU
Molecule: messenger RNA, 2304 nt
Organism: Hydra vulgaris (swiftwater hydra)
Lineage: Eukaryota; Metazoa; Cnidaria; Hydrozoa; Anthoathecata; Hydridae
Product: sestrin-1
Biological process (GO): cellular response to leucine starvation; negative regulation of TORC1 signaling; positive regulation of macroautophagy
Cellular component (GO): nucleus
Molecular function (GO): oxidoreductase activity, acting on peroxide as acceptor; L-leucine binding
Source: RefSeq, a predicted model, not a curated record